Fomitiporia mediterranea MF3/22 is the source of this 1841-nucleotide messenger RNA. RefSeq lists its product as uncharacterized. NCBI's taxonomy places the organism in Eukaryota, Fungi, Basidiomycota, Agaricomycetes, Hymenochaetales, Hymenochaetaceae. The record is from RefSeq and is a predicted model, not a curated record. The transcript has 13 exons. Bases 1 to 1776 code for a protein of 591 amino acids.
AUGAGUACCACCCAUAAGCUUCCUCGAUUCUUGAAUCUCCGGCCGCACCAAGGACCCACAACAGACCUUGUGAUCGGUAUUGAUAUCGGAACAACUUUUAGUGGCGCUUCAUAUGCUAUUCUCAGGCCAGAUACGAUUCCAGAAAUUCAGCCAGUUUCAAGGAAAUGUGUUGGUGACUCCAAAAUUCCGUCAAUAAUGUACUUUGAUGAGGGACUGAACCUCAAGGCUGCAGGAGCGUUGGCGACAACUGAGACAACUGAGCUGGAGGCAUUGUGUGAGAAUUGGAUAAAAGUCGAGCAUUUUAAGAUGCAUCUCCGCCCGCAUAGUAUGCACAUCGACACAAACGGACUUAAGUUGGGCACUUUACCUCCUUCGAUGACUGCUACCGAAGCAAUGAGCCACUUUCUCGGUUAUCUUUAUGAAGAAACCGUCAAUUAUAUAAAAACAUACGAGCUAGGUGGAGAUGACCUGAUCAAAAGUGCCGAGGACCGUAUUGUACUUGUUUUGAGCCACCCAAAUGGCUGGCAUGGUUUACCGCAGCAACACAUGCGUGAAGCGGCAAUUUUAGGAGGAUUGAUACCUGAUUCUGCUGCAGGACGCUCUCGAAUCAAGUUCGUCUCUGAGGGCGAAGCGAGCGCACUUGCUUGCCUUGCUAAUGGACUCUGCCCUCCAAAUCUGCAGGCCGAAUAUCGCUUCAUGAUUGCGGAUGCUGGAGGUGGUACUCUUGAUAUCACAACAUAUGAAAUCACGCAAGCUUCUCCGUUGGAACUCAAAGAAUUGACCUCUUCUGACUGUUUCUUUGCUGGUGGUAUAUUUGUCAACACGCGGAUGCGCGACCUUAUAGAAGGUAAGCCACAUUUAGAGGGAAUCAACGAACUGACUGACAUUGUUGACAAGAAAUUCGAGCACUCGCUGAAACGGGAGUUUGAUGGCCAGAGACAAACCAUGCGGAUGCAAAUUGGACCUCGUCGCGAAAAUGACCUGGAGCGAGGCAUCAAGAAAGGUGCACUUGCAAUUGACAAAUAUGAGCUAGCAAAAUGCUUUGCAUUCUCCGUAGACAACUUACUCAAGUCCAUCAAGAAUCAGGUCGAGGCAUGCAAUAUCAGAACGAUUGUGAUGUGGUUGGUUGGUGGCUUCUCAGCUAGUCCCUGGCUUUUCAGAACAGUGGGCGAAGCUUUGAAGGAACAAGGCAUUUCCAUUAGCCGACCAGAUACAGUUUUGGCAAAGGCUGUAGCAAACGGCAAUGUACUGUACGCCCUAGAAAACACCGUCACUAAGCGUGUCACUAGGGCAGUAUAUGGAGUCAGUUGCAACACACCAUACAAUCCCUUUAAUCCGGAACAUGUUAGGCGCAGUCAUCUCUGCUUCAAGACUAUAGAUGGCACGAGGAAAUUACCAUCACGCUUUAGCAUAAUUGUGAACAAGGACGUAGAGGUGCAAGAUUCAGAAAUGUAUACACAGUCUUACAUGUGGCUGGCUCCGAAUCCGGUAGAAACGGAGCACGAAUGUAGGCUGAUAUGCUACAAUGGCUACUCUCCUGCACCAAUGUGGUAUGAUGAGAAUAAAGACUUGUUCUCCAACGUGUGCACAAUCAGAGCCGACCUUUCGAAACUGUUUCAGCCGGAGCUGAUGGAAACGUAUGAAGGAAGGAGGUUUUGGCGCAUUUAUUUCGAUAUCGAAGUCAGUUUUGGUCAGGUAGAACUCCAGGCGAGGAUUAAAUGGGUAGAGAAUGGAGUGGAAAAGUAUGGGCCUGCAUCUAUUUUUUACGAUGAUUAACAUCCUUGCCACUUGACCAACCGUAUCAGUUUGCUGGCAAACUCCAGCAUCAUCAUUUACAACUC